Molecule: messenger RNA, 249 nt
Organism: Monoraphidium neglectum
Lineage: Eukaryota; Viridiplantae; Chlorophyta; Chlorophyceae; Sphaeropleales; Selenastraceae
Exons: 1
Source: RefSeq, a predicted model, not a curated record
AUGGCAGCACGGCGCCUUGAUGCCGCACGGCCGGUGUUUGGUGGCCGUGCGACGCGGCGGGGGCUGGGCAGCAGCAGCGUCCCCAGCAGCAACAGCAGUGGCACAAGCCCCAGCAGCAGCAGUACCAGCAGCAGCAUGGUGGGCCCGCUCUGCAGCAGAGCCGGCAGCCUCAGCAGCAUCUCCGGCCGUCAGCAGCAGCCAAGCCUCGCGAGCCCGGCGCAGCAGCAGCCGCGCCGCCGCGCCGCGGGC